AAAUAGUCGCCCGAUGGAAGCAAGGACUAGUCAUUUCUUACUCAGACUUCGCCAUCCACUUUUUUGUAUAUUUAUAUUUUACUACAGCCCCUGCAAAGGAAGUUGCAAUCUACCAUGAAAACUUUUAUGAUUGUUGUGGUGUUUGUCGUCUUCGUGGUAAUUGGCACGUUCGCCAAUCCUGUGGCACCUGUGGCUGCUGAUGAUCAAGUUGGUGACUCACACGAUCUGGAAACAGCAGAACAUUUACUUGAAAUUAUUGAAAAGAAAAUAGCUAAACUUUACAAGAAAUGCUUGAAACAUGGAGGCUGCCAACCAUCGUACGGAUACUCAAAUUAUGGCCAUUCGGCUGAUUACGGCCAUGGAUCAAGUUAUGGCCAUCAUUCUGGUUAUGAUAGCUAUGGAAGUGGCAGUCCAGUAUAUUAUUGAUGAAAAUCAUUUGCUUUUCGCAACCCUGAUUUAGGGGUCCUUCAUUCCAAAGUAGUGUUUGACACUGUAAUAUUUAUUUCCCAUGUUCCUCCUUAACUGAUAAUUAUUUAUUAAACAUGUAAGAUGCAAUACUUAACUGUGAAAAUGUGAAUGCCUUGCAGAGUAAUUUCAAGCAGACAUUUUGAAAAAUUUUUAACCACUCAGCUGGUUGGUAAAUGUGACAACGGUGUGAACGAAUACCAUUUUGAACGUAAACAAUGACGUGUUUCUCAUUUGUUCCAAGUAAUGUGCAAUUUAACAGCAUCACGAGCAAUAAAUGGGUUUCCAAACCUGUUAAAGUAAGGUAAUACUACUCAA
Molecule: messenger RNA, 783 nt
Organism: Daphnia carinata
Lineage: Eukaryota; Metazoa; Arthropoda; Branchiopoda; Diplostraca; Daphniidae
Exons: 3
Coding region: 115-426 (103 amino acids)
Source: RefSeq, a predicted model, not a curated record